Dacryopinax primogenitus is the source of this 721-nucleotide messenger RNA. RefSeq lists its product as uncharacterized. The transcript is spliced from 4 exons. Gene Ontology annotation, biological process: cristae formation. Gene Ontology annotation, cellular component: mitochondrial crista junction; MICOS complex. NCBI's taxonomy places the organism in Eukaryota, Fungi, Basidiomycota, Dacrymycetes, Dacrymycetales, Dacrymycetaceae. The record is from RefSeq and is a predicted model, not a curated record. Bases 78 to 428 code for a protein of 116 amino acids.
GAUCUUCAUCGCUCACCUGUUCAUCAACGGCAGUCGGCCGUCCACAACACCCACAACGGCGCACAUACAUCUGAAGCAUGUCACUGUGGGUCGUGGGCACCUUGGCGGGCGCGUUGACUGGCGGUGUGAUGUACCAAGCGUUCUCGUCAUCCAUCCGAACGAGGGCGAACAACGUCUCGAACGCACUGCAUGGAUGCUCUGUAGCCAUGGCUGAUCCUCUGCCACCGGGUCCCGUCCCAGCCUCACAGCGGAUCGAAGAGCGGCCCUUCACAGAGCUGCUUAAGCGCAAAUGGAAUGAAGAGAUCGAGAGCGCAUGGGUUGCGGCUCUGCAUUACGACUAUGCUGGACUUUGGAGUCGGACGAAGGGGUAUUCGCGUGAGCUGAUAGAGCGGGCAAAGUCUUCCUCGUCGUCCGCUUCAUCAUCAUAGAUGUACAUAUCCAUUCUCAUAAUUGAAAACAAUAUCCGGCACACCCUCGCCGCUGUGUUCAUAUAUGCCGACACCAGUCUCCGCGUGUCCGAUGUCCGCGACAUAGACUUGUCUCAGCCAUCCAGCGUCAGUGUCGUGCAAUGUCGCGGGCUGGCUGUAUGCUGCUAUUGGCUGUCUUGUGUUGGAAAGGUGCGUUCCGACUCAAACUGGCCAAGAUAAGAGCGCGUUCACCCAUAUAAAGCGGAUCAGUCAAUGCCAGCUCCCUUCAGAACCGCUUGUUUGAUACAGCCUUC